CAAUCAGGGUGGGUGCACAUAGCAUCUCGAAAACUUGUAAUUUUUAUUUAUGUAUAUCCUUGUUGUGGGUCUGACUCAGAUAUGGAGUUGAUGAAGGAAAGGUUUUCAAAGUUGCUUUUGGGUGAAGAUAUGUCGGGCGGAGGGAAGGGUGUGUCAUCCGCUUUGGCUUUGUCUAAUGCCAUCACCAACCUAGCAGCUUCUGUGUUUGGUGAGCAAUGGCGUCUGGAACCCAUGUCCGCAGAGAGGAAGGCAAGGUGGAGAAAAGAGGUUGACUGGCUUCUAUGCGUCACCGAUCACAUUGUCGAGUUCGUUCCUUCCCAACAGACAGCCAAGGAUGGAACGAGCAUGGAGAUUAUGGUGACCCGCCAAAGGACUGAUCUGCUCAUGAACAUCCCUGCUCUGCGUAAACUCGAUGCAAUGCUCAUCGAAUACCUUGAUAACUUCAAAGACCAGAAUGAUUUCUGGUAUGUGUCAAAAGAUGCCGAUGAGGCUGAGAAGCGACAGGGUGAUAAAUGGUGGCUUCCCACUGCUAAAGUGCCACCUGAAGGGCUCUCCGAUGUCUCGAGAAAAUGGUUGCAGUUCCAAAAGGAUUCCGUGAACCAAGUGCUGAAAGCAGCUAUGGCUAUAAAUGCUCAGGUUCUCUCAGAAAUGGAAAUCCCUGAGAACUAUCUUGAAUCCCUUCCCAAGAAUGGAAGAGCGAGCCUCGGGGAUGCAAUGUACCGGGGUAUUACAGAUGAAUACUUCGACCCUGAGUUAUUCCUCGGACAAGUGGAUCUUUCGACGGAGCACAAGAUCCUCGAGCUCAAGAAUAAGAUUGAGGCAUCCAUCAUCAUCUGGAAGAGGAAGAUGAACAACAAAGAUGGGAAAUCUUCUUGGGGAUCAGCAGUGAGCAUGGAAAAGAGGGAGCUGUUUGAGGAAAGAGCAGAGACCAUCUUGCUCCUUCUCAAGCACAGGUUCCCUGGCAUUCCUCAAUCUUGCCUCGACAUUAGCAAGAUCCAAUACAACCGGGACGUUGGACAAGCCGUUUUGGAGUGCUAUUCGAGAGUACUAGAAAGCUUAGCUUACACUGUCACCUCUCGCAUUGAUGAUGUGCUCUAUGCCGACUCCCUCACUCAAAAUCCAUCACUGGCCGAAUCAAAGAAACAAGUGUCAUUUUCUGAAACCACUGAGCCAGUGAAGAUGGCGAAUCUUGGAGAAGAGGUGGCAGAGAAGCCGAAUUCUACAGAAUCUCCUUCUUCGAUGACGCUCUCAGACUUCAUGGGUUGGAAUUUAGAACAAGAGCCAGAGGAGCAGAAGGAACCAGUAAGUAAUUUGGAGGACAUGUUGAGCUCAGACGAUGGGAAGAUCAUGAGCAAGCCUCCAAACAUUGUGACUAACAAGAAAUUUACAUAUAUGGAGAAGCUUGAGAACUUGGGAGGCUUGAGAAGCCCUGCAGCUCGCCACUAAGGAGUCGUCUUAUACAGUAAAAUGGGAGAGAAAUAGAAGGAAAAAGAGCUUCAAAAUUCCAAAUGUAAAUAUGUCUGACCCAUGAAAGUCUUGUUGUGUGCUGACUAUCCAUAUUGUUUCUUCCCUCUUUUUGUCGACUGGGAAGCGUUGCUAUUGAGUUUUGUUGCAUUUGGAUGCUCAUUUCUUUUGUACUUUAAAUGGAUUUGUAGAUCUGUAGCUACUAAUAUCUAUUGAUCUCAUAUGAGAGAGAACGAGAGCAUGAAAUCUUCUUGUGAAGAACUGGGACUGUUUGGGCUGAGCGAUUUGCGAAAUCCACGGAUUUCAAAUCUCCUCUGUUUGUUUUUCAUUGGCAAUUGCCAAGUCCGUGGAUUUCCCAAAUCGACGCCCACAUAAAAUCCAUGGGUUUGGGCAAAGCCAAAUCCCCAAGAAAACUAAAGACUUGCCAAAUCUACAAGAUAAAAACUUUGAUACUUUGGCAGAGAGUGAUGGAUGAUAUGCAGGCACUUUGAAAUUACUUGGAAAUAGCACAUGUGGAUGUAUCAUGAAAAAGAAGAAGACUUAUUUUAUUACCUGACAACUGGAUUGGUGGCAUUUAUUAGAAUGUUAAAAAUGAAAAAUAUCCAACAGUCCUAUUUCCACAAACAAGUGUCCACAAAUCAGAGGUAAGGAUUGUUCAACCAAUCCUAUCUUGGGAUUGCGACUUGGCAAAGUGGGCUGCACAAUCUAAUCAAUUAUAUUUGAAUUAAUUUAUUCAACUUCUAC
Molecule: messenger RNA, 2208 nt
Organism: Magnolia sinica
Lineage: Eukaryota; Viridiplantae; Streptophyta; Magnoliopsida; Magnoliales; Magnoliaceae
Product: rho guanine nucleotide exchange factor 8
Exons: 6
Coding region: 82-1446 (454 amino acids)
Molecular function (GO): guanyl-nucleotide exchange factor activity
Source: RefSeq, a predicted model, not a curated record